Molecule: messenger RNA, 6591 nt
Organism: Alexandromys fortis (reed vole)
Lineage: Eukaryota; Metazoa; Chordata; Mammalia; Rodentia; Cricetidae
Gene: Myo3b
Product: myosin IIIB
Exons: 33
Coding region: 30-3947 (1305 amino acids)
Biological process (GO): peptidyl-serine phosphorylation; regulation of actin filament length; positive regulation of filopodium assembly
Cellular component (GO): stereocilium tip; filopodium tip; photoreceptor inner segment
Molecular function (GO): protein binding; ATP binding; protein serine/threonine kinase activity
Source: RefSeq, a predicted model, not a curated record
ACCUGUAUGGAUUAUUUCGCUACAACCCCAUGAUGCUUGGACUGGAAUCCCUCCCAGACCCCACGGACACCUGGGAGAUUAUAGAAACCAUUGGCAAAGGCACUUACGGAAAAGUCUACAAGGUAGCCAACAAGAGAGAUGGGAGUCUGGCGGCUGUGAAGAUCCUGGACCCCGUGAGUGAUAUGGAUGAGGAGAUCGAGGCUGAGUACAACAUUCUGCGGUUUCUCCCUAACCACCCCAAUGUCGUGCAGUUUUAUGGGAUGUUUUACAGAGUGGAUCGUUGUGUCGGAGGACAGCUGUGGCUGGUCCUGGAGCUGUGUAACGGGGGCUCUGUCACUGAGCUUGUCAAGGGCCUCCUGAGACGUGGCGAGCGGCUGGAUGAAGCUGUGAUCUCCUACAUUCUGUAUGGAGCCCUCUUGGGCCUUCAGCAUCUGCACCACCAUCGGAUCAUCCACCGGGAUGUGAAGGGGAAUAACAUUCUUCUGACUGCAGAAGGAGGAGUUAAGCUCGUUGACUUUGGUGUCUCUGCUCAGCUUACAAGCACACGCCUACGGAGAAACACAUCAGUUGGGACCCCAUUCUGGAUGGCCCCUGAGGUCAUUGCUUGUGAACAGCAGUAUGACUCGUCCUAUGACGCUCGUUGUGACGUCUGGUCUUUGGGCAUCACAGCCAUUGAGCUGGGAGAUGGAGACCCUCCCCUCUUUGAAAUGCAUCCUGUGAAAAUGCUCUUUAAGAUCCCAAGAAAUCCUCCCCCCACUUUGCUGCACCCAGAAGAAUGGUGUGAGGAAUUUAACCACUUCAUUUCACAGUGUCUUAUUAAGGAUUUUGAAAAGCGGCCUUCGGUCACCCAUCUCCUGGACCACCCGUUCAUUAAAGGAACUCAAGGCAAGGUUUUGUUUCUGCAAAAACAGCUGGCCAACGUGCUCCGAGACCAGAAGCGUCUGAACCCUGUUGCUAAAACCAGGCAUGAAAGGAUGCAUACCAGAAGACCCUAUCGAGUGGAGGAUGCUGACAGACACUGCCUCGAGGACGACUUGGUCAAUCUCGAGGUCCUGGAUGAGGACACAAUCAUCUACUGGCUGGAGAAGCGGUAUGCAGAUGCGCUGAUCUACACCUAUGUGGGGGAUAUUCUAAUCGCCUUAAACCCCUUCCAGAAUCUAAGCAUAUACUCUCCACAGUUUUCCAGGCUUUAUCACGGGGUGAAGCGAGCCUCGAAUCCUCCCCACAUAUUCGCAUCAGCAGACAAUGCUUACCAGUGUUUGGUCACUUUCAACAAAGACCAGUGCAUCGUCAUCAGUGGAGAAAGUGGAUCGGGGAAGACAGAAAGCACCCACCUCAUCGUUCAGCAUCUGACUUUCCUGGGAAAGGCCAACAAUCAAACCUUACGUCAGAAAAUCCUCCAAGUGAACUCCCUGGUGGAAGCCUUUGGGAACGCCUGCACGGCCAUCAAUGACAACUCCAGCCGGUUUGGAAAGUAUCUGGAAAUGAUGUUCACACCAACUGGAGCUGUGAUGGGUGCGAGAAUCUCCGAGUACCUCCUUGAAAAGUCCAGAGUUAUAAAGCAGGCCGCGGGAGAGAAAAAUUUUCACAUAUUUUACUAUAUUUAUGCUGGCCUUUAUCACCAAAAGAAACUUUCUGAGUUCAGACUUCCUGAGGAAAAGCCUCCUAGAUACAUAGCUGCUGAAACUGGACGAGUCAUGAAGGACAUCACGUCCAAGGAGUCUUACCGGAGACAGUUUGAGGCGAUCCAGCAUUGCUUCAGGAUUAUCGGGUUCACCAACAAGGAGGUUCAUUCCGUGUACAGAAUUCUGGCUGGGAUUUUGAAUAUCGGGAACAUUGAGUUUGCAGCUAUUGCCUCUCAGCACCAAACGGACAAAAGCGAGGUACCCAACCCUGAAGCUUUGGAAAAUGCUGCCUAUGUACUCUGCAUCAGCCCUGAAGAGCUUCAGGAGGCUCUCACGUCCUACUGUGUGGUCACCCGAGGCGAGACCAUUGUGCGAGCCAACACCGUGGACAGGGCUGCAGACGUCAGGGACGCCAUGUCUAAGGCCCUCUAUGGGAGACUCUUCAGCUGGAUUGUGAAUCGCGUCAACACACUCCUGCAGCCAGAUAAAAACAUAUGCAGUGCCGAGGACAGGAUGAACGUGGGCAUCUUGGACAUUUUUGGCUUCGAGGAUUUCCAGAGGAAUUCCUUUGAACAGCUCUGCAUAAAUAUCGCCAACGAGCAGAUCCAGUUCUACUUCAAUCAGCACGUGUUCGCUCUCGAGCAGAUGGAGUACCAGAACGAAGGCAUUGAUGCUGUCCCUGUGCAGUAUGAGGACAAUCGCCCGCUCCUGGACAUGUUCCUCCAAAAACCCUUGGGCCUUCUUGCCCUUCUGGAUGAGGAAAGUCGUUUUCCCCAAGCAACAGACCAGACCUUGGUCGAUAAAUUUGAAGAUAACCUACGGUGCAAGUUCUUCUGGAGGCCCAAAGGAGUGGAGCUCUGCUUUGGCAUUCAACACUACGCUGGACCGGUACUGUAUGAUGCUUCUGGGGUUCUUGAGAAAAACAGAGACACUCUCCCUGCUGAUGUGGUUGUAGUCCUGAGGACAUCUGAGAACAAACUUCUUCAGCAACUGUUCUCAAUCCCCUUGACCAAAACAGGUAAUUUGGCCCAAACAAGAGCUAGGAUCACAGCAUCUUCAAGAUCUUUGCCUCCACAUUUCAGUGCUGGGAAAGCCAAGGUAGACACCCUGGAGAUGAUCCGUCAUCCAGAAGAAACCACCAACAUGAAGAGACAAACCAUGGCUUCUUACUUCCGGCACUCUCUGAUGGAUCUGCUCUCCAAAAUGGUGGUGGGACAGCCCCACUUUGUGCGUUGCAUUAAACCUAACGAUGAACGCAAGGCCCUGCAGUUCUCCCAAGACAGAGUCCUGGCCCAGCUUCGCUCCACAGGGAUCCUGGAGACAGUCAGCAUCCGCAGGCAGGGCUACUCCCACCGAAUCCUCUUUGAAGACUUUGUGAAAAGGUAUUAUUACUUGGCGUUCCGAGCGCAUCAAACACCACCUGCUAACAAAGAGAGCUGUGUUGCUAUCUUGGAAAAGUCCAGAUUAGAUCGCUGGGUCCUGGGGAAAACAAAGGUUUUUCUCAAAUAUUACCACGUGGAACAAUUAAAUUUGCUUCUGCGAGAAGUCUUAGGCCGAGUGGUCAUGCUGCAGGCAUAUACCAAGGGCUGGCUGGGAGCCAGGAGAUACAAACAAGCCAGAGAGAAGAGGGAGAAGGCCGCCAUAGCCAUCCAGUCAGCCUGGAGAGGAUAUGAUGCUCGGAGGAAAUUUAAGCAAAUCAGCCACAGAAGGGGUGAUUCUGCGGUCCGUGCUCAAGCAGUUCUCCAGACCUCUCCUGAGAAGAGAAGCUGUCCAGAUUCAGAAGCAGAAUCAAACAACGGCCACGAAGAAACUUCAAGUGACUCCUCUGCUAAAGCUGCCACAGAUUGGCAUCCACAAGCCGGGAGUUCCCCAUCAGGCUGUGAUGUUGCCUGGGAACAUGCAUUUAAGGCAGCUGGACGUCCCGAUGCUGAGCUCUCAGUUGCUGGAACCGAUGUGUCAUCUUCCUGGACACGUCACACGGCCCCAGCUCACCAAAGACCAAACACCUGCGAAGGCCCGGCCAAACCUGGUUCGGAAGAUGGGCUCUCCCAGAAGCAGCGCGCACCUCGUAGACGGUGUCAGCAGCCCAAAAUGCUGAGUAGCCCCGAGGACACCAUGUACUAUAACCAGUUAAAUGGAACUCUAGAAUAUCAAGGGAGCCAGAGGAAGCCAAGAAAACUUGGACAAGUCAAAGUCCUGGAUGGGGAAGACCAGUAUUACAAAUGCCUCUCCCCUGGGGCCAGUGCCCCUGAGGAAAGCGACUCCGCCCACCCGUUCUUUUUCUCCUCACCACCCAGAGGAGACUCCGAUGCUCCACACUGAGUUGUGCUUUCCAGCCCCAAAUGUGUCCCAGGCAGUUACAGUUGUGGUAACCGAUCAUCUCACAAGAAAGCGCUGUCACGGGGUCAGCUUCUUUGGACACGGCCUGUGCCUGACCCUCGCUGAACAACUCACAGAUCCCUGAAGAUUCUGUCUCUUAAGCCAGGCGGUGGUGGUGCACGCCUUUAAUCCCAGCACUCGGGAGGCAGAGGCAGGCGGAUCUCUGUGACUUCGAGGCCAGCCUGGUCUACGAGAGCUAGUUCCAGGACAGGAAUCAAAAAAGCUACGGAGAAACCCUGUCUCGAAAAUAAAAAAAAAUAAAUAAAAAUAAAAGAUUCCGUCUCUUCCUCCGCUUCACCUGCCCCGCAGCCGGAAUCAUAGAACCUCUGUUCUCUUCAUCAGGAGAGAAUACCCCUGCCUCAUCGAUGCAGUCAUCCCAGCACCCGACAAUAGAAAAGGGUGGACAGGCCCACCGCAGGCCGGCUCUGGAGUCUGACAACUCGUCUAUUUCUCCACUAAGCGGAACCCGGCAAUCUCUUUCCUGCUCUUCUCUGCCCCUGCCCUCUUUGUUGGGAUUUUCUUCCUCUGCUUCCCCCAGGAUCAGGGCUUCAUUGCUGAGUGCUCUGUUUCCAGGAAGAGCGGUCCAAGAUUUCUGUUUAGAUACAAAAGUCAAAAUCUUUCAGAUUCUCUCUUUGGGGCACAUGGAUGUCUCUGUUGCACGUUGUUGUGGUGAGAGUGUCUUCACCUGUUUCUUCUAGUUUGCCAGCCGUGAAGAGCAGAACGUGGAGGGUGCGAAUGUGGGCCUGGGCAAAGGCAGGCCCCCUGAUUUUGUCGCUGUGUUCCCAGGUCAGCUGUCUCCAUAGGCUGUGACGGAUGGCAGAGGAGAGAUCUCGCCUUGCCCAUCUCUGUGUUCCUCAGACCUAGCUCAGGGCCUAGGAGAGUAGACACCCACAUAAGAAGGAAUUCGUUCACAGCAGCGUGGCUGGCAGGGGAGUUACUAAUAUCUGAUAGAUGAGUGACCCUUUUCUUAUAUUUAAGCAAGCUCUGAUGUUUUGCUCAAGGUUAAGCUGUUUGUAUUGUAAUUGUAAUGACAAUAUAUGGUGUCAUACUCAAUAUAUUCAAUACAAGCAGCUUCCUUGAGCACAAACAAUUCAUGUAAGCUGCUAUGUGCUGGGAAAGCAAAAACCCCAUCUAAGACUCCUCUAGAGCAGAUGUUCUUAAAUUUUCUUUCUCCAAAAUACUUAGCUGAUUUAAGAAAAAUACUUCAAAGAUAUAGAAAAAUAUUACUAUCAGAUUUUUCUUUAAUGGAAGGCAUUAUAAAUAUUUCCCAUAGAGAAACAAUUAAGUGAAGUUGGUGUGUUAACUUUCCCUAUGCCAAAGUGAAGAAGCCUCUAUGACUCCAGACAAGACAAUAAAUAGUGAUAGACCCAAGAAAAGAAUCCACCCAAGUUGAGCUUGUUGAACCAGUGGAUUCAGCUGGGCUUCCUGGGGCUGGAAGGAUGAAACAGAAGUUAAGAGCACUUGAUCUUUCUUCUUGUUGUUGUUGUUGUUUUGUUGUUGCUGCUGUUUUUCAAGACAUAGCUUCACUGUGUAGCCCUGGCCAUUCUGGAACUCACUCUGUAGACCAGGCUGGCCUCGAACUCAGAGAUUUGUCUGUCUCUGCCUUCUGAGUGCUGGGAUUAAAGGUGUGCGCCACUACUACCAGGCAGGAGCACUUGUUCUUACAGAGAACAUGGUUCAGUUCCCAACACUCACGUGUGGGCCCACAAAUAUCUAUAACUCCAUUUCCAGGGGAUUUGACACCCUCUUCCAAGCAAGGCACACAUGUGGUGCAUAUUCAUACAUGCAAGCAAAACAUUCAUACAUAUAAAAUAAAAUAAACCUAAAAAAGUAAUUGGGAUUAUAUACAGGAGCAUGGGUGAAGGGCUGCUUACAGAGCAAUGGACACUUUACGGAGAGCUAUUCCUUGGUGGUAACCAAGGAAUACUACCUCCCCAUAGCAACAGCUUCCCCUCAGGGAGGGGCAGGGUCCUGUACACACCCUUGAACACCUUCCACACUUCCACAAGGAAACAUUAGUGAGUGCUCUGUUGCCCUGAAUUCAAGAUGGCAAUGGCUACAUCAUGCCCAGAGGACAGAGUUCCACAGCUGAGACUUGUAGAGAGCUCAGAAAUUAUUGGGGCUAGAGAGAUGGCUCAGCAGUUAAGAGCAUUUCCCUGCUCUUCCAAAGGUCCUGAGUUCAAUUCCCAGCAACCACAUGGUGGCUCACAACCAUCUGUAAUGAGGUCUGGUGCCCACUUCUGGCCUGCAGGCAUACACACAGACUAUUGUAUACAUAAUAAAUAAAUAUUAAAAUUAAUAAAAGAAAAUUUAAAAAGAAAUUUUAAUUGUCUAAGAAAUAGCUACAGACAAUUUUAGCAGCUACACUGUGCUUUAAAAAAAAAAAGCUAAAUCUUGGUUUUUUUCCAGAUCUUCCUUUGAAAAGUAAUGUUUAUAUGCUGCGAGAAUAGAGCAGACAAAACAAAACUUAGUUGCUUAAGAAAUAAUGCUGAGGGCAUUCUGUGAGAGACUACUUGCUUAGCACGGGCAGGGCUUAAUCCCCGAGAACAAGAAAGACGAUGAGAUGAGAGAGGGGAGAGAGAGAGAG